Molecule: messenger RNA, 342 nt
Organism: Arabis nemorensis
Lineage: Eukaryota; Viridiplantae; Streptophyta; Magnoliopsida; Brassicales; Brassicaceae
Source: the annotation of a GenBank genome assembly
AUGACGUUGGUGCUCCAUCCCCAACCUAGCAUUGUUGUGUGUGCCAUUGCAUCUCUUCUAUCGUGUGGACAAUGGGAUGAAGCCAUUGAGUAUGCUAGAAAACACAAUGAUGCAUCAUCCAUGAGCGAUGAAGAGCUUGCAGAAGCGGUCAGUGCCUUCAGCUUGUUAGUUCGGGAAGAGUCAGCUCUUCUCGUCAAAGAAAACGUACUUAAUCCGGAGAAAUGGGAGGAGGCAGUUGAAAUUUUCAAACUCAAGGUUGAAGACUCAGAAAAACGUACAUCUGUCAAGGUCAAGAUGGAGAUUGGAAAUAUAAUUCUUCAAGCUAUUAAAAAGGUGGGGUAG